This is a messenger RNA of Lobosporangium transversale, 1299 nucleotides long. RefSeq lists its product as hypothetical. NCBI's taxonomy places the organism in Eukaryota, Fungi, Mortierellomycota, Mortierellomycetes, Mortierellales, Mortierellaceae. Bases 1 to 1299 code for a protein of 432 amino acids. The record is from RefSeq and is a predicted model, not a curated record. The transcript is spliced from 2 exons.
AUGCCAACACCUGAUCAUCCCAUUCCACCAUCGGUCCCGUCGCUUUUUCAUUCCAUCUCAAAUGAGGAAGCAUGUUCGAGCUACCUAGCUGAGUUACACUUAGAGCUACCUCUAGCUGCUUCACAGUUUGGUUUAGUCCUGAGUACAGCCCUGGAGUAUAAAAAAGAUCCCACAAAACUUCAUACCGUAAAGCCAAUAUCCGCGCAUUCCUCUGGUCUUAAGGAGCCACACUAUCGAUCCAAACCGUUGCCUGUACACAUACAAAGCUAUGAGACCCAUAAGCAAGGACAGGGACAUGCUGAUGACGUACAGAAAGGUGAAGCACCAAUAGCAGUAGAAAAUGAUGGUGCACAGACGGAAAUAGUAACUUCCACAAAGGUUGAUUUGACAAUUUCAGGUGACGCGUUGACAUUUUAUGCGCGCUGCGAACCGCUCUUGAUGCAGGCAGCUACUAGUGGUUCAGCAACAGAUAAUGGCCUCUCAAAGACCACUGGCUCAUCGCAUGAGGCCUAUAACGCGACGUCAGAGAGCUUUACUAAAGCCUUAGAGCAAAGCCAAGGCCAACCUGGUUCGGUCAUCCAUGGACACUAUCAGAAUGUUCUGUCAGCUAUUACUAAUGUUUUAGAGUACCAGUUAUCCGAGCGCGUACGUUUGGGCCAAAGUGUUGAGACACAGGACGAAUUUUACUGCGUCAAUGAUAUCUGGCGAGAGGCGUUAAUUAAACUGGGUAACAAUAACUGCCUAAAGACUAGUACCCGAGCCGUCAAGUUUGUGAUCAGUGAAGAUACAUUGCUCCAAGGUGAACCUACGCUCCUCUCCAGAUGCAGGCGCUUGGAGAAUGAGCAUGGAUUAAUACUUGAUUCCAUGAGAGAGAGCGAUGUCAACAAGAUGCUUGAUGUCAAUAAAGUCAAGUAUCCAGAAGAAUAUGGCAAGAAAAUUAUCAGACUGUCAAAGUGUUUCCGAGACAAGGAUGGUGAGAUGGUAGCCUGGGCAGGCACACACGGAGACUUCUCGAUUGCAGCAUUGCAUGUGUUGCCAGAGUACCGUAAAUUGAGUCUUGGAAGAAUUGUCCUGAACAGCCUCGCACUCACCCACGUCCAAUUAGCACGUGGGAUGCUGACAUCUUUAGGAGGCAAGGACAGUAGUUCGAUACCGACAUCUUCCUUAUAUGCGCAUGCAGACUGUCUAGACGAUAAUAUUCCAACCAUGGCCUUCAUGGAGCAUGCUGGUUGGCAUCGAGUUGGCACUUUCAUCUGGUUUGAUCUUCUUUACAAGUCACAAUCCGAAAAAAAGGACUGA